Messenger RNA from Acaromyces ingoldii, 2650 nucleotides. RefSeq lists its product as hypothetical. The coding region runs from base 67 to 2436 and encodes 789 amino acids. Gene Ontology annotation, biological process: intra-Golgi vesicle-mediated transport. Lineage: Eukaryota; Fungi; Basidiomycota; Exobasidiomycetes; Exobasidiales; Cryptobasidiaceae. The record is from RefSeq and is a predicted model, not a curated record. Gene Ontology annotation, cellular component: Golgi membrane. The transcript is spliced from 4 exons.
ACGACCGACACAUCAAGAACAUUCAGCAAUCUGGUCUGGAUCUGAGGAGGCUUGGUCCUUUGUACGAUGGCCGAUCACCUUGUCGAAGCAGCGCUCAUCAGCGGCAGACAACCAGACUCGGACGCGGGCCGAGCGGAAGGCCAGGCGAAUGGCACUGCAGCGGCGACGACGACCAACGCAGAUGCCACGGCUACGGCGGCGUCCGCGGGGGCUGAAGUCGACUUCUCGACGAGUCUGACGACGUGGCGCGAGAUCAAUUUGCCGUCGAUUCAGACGUACUUUGAGACGCUCUGCCCGAAGCUUGUUGAAGGCCAGCGCGAGGCCCUCGUCAGCCGCAAGCGCCUCGCGGAGCAGACGCGCGAAUUCAAAAAGGCCAAGCGGGCCGUGCCGGGCGACGCCGACACGGCGGUGGCCAUGGCCAGCGAAGAGGACGAGCAGCGCGAGGCGAAGCUCAAGGCGCUGCUCAAGGCCUACCAGUCCGAGAUUGACGAGCUGACGAAGCGGGCAAAGAGUGCCGAGAAUGCCGUUCUAGGUGUCCGGGACCGGCUGAAGGACGCCUCGGAUCCAUACCCGAUCCUCGAGGCCGUCGUGGAACAAACGGCGACACUCGCAGACCUCGAGACGCUGCGUGGGCAGGUGACGCAGCUCUCGCUCGACAAUGCCUCGUUGCAGACGCAGCUGCCGGCCAUCGAGGCAGAACGGUCUCGGUUGCAGGAGCGCAUCGCCCGGCUCGAGUCGGGGAUGGAGUCGCGCGCGACGGAGCAGCGUGGCGCGAUUGAGGCCGAGCUGAGCGCAAAGUGGGACGAGAGAUGGAGGAACCAGGUGGCGCGGGAAGAGGACCUGACGAGGGCAUUGAACGUGGCUCAGACGCAGCUGCGGGAUCUUAGACAGAGCCAUGCCCGGGCAACGGAGAGACUGCUGGAGCAUGGAGAAGAUGUCGAGAGAGGCGAGACGGGCGGCAGGCUCGAGGAGCUCGACAUGGUCAGCGAGGAGCUGAGAAGGACGACCGAAAGGCUGCAGAGCGUCGAGAGGAGGAAUGAGCAGCUGAGAGAGGAGAUGGAGAAGGUCAAGAGCGGGUCGGCCGACGAAGCCAAGCUGCAAGAGGCUGAGGCGAAGCGGAUCGAGAGCGAGGAGGAGGCGAGGAGGCUAACAAAGCUGUUUGAAGACGAGAGCGUGCGAGCUAAACAAGGCCAAGAAGAGCUCGAGAGGAGAGCGAGAGAGGCAGAGAGGGUGGCCAAGGAGCGGGAACGGGAGAACGAGGGUCUGAGGGAGAAGGUCAGGCAGAUGGCAGACUACGACGAGGUCAAGAGGGAGCUCGAUAUCUUCAAAUAUGUCGAGUUCUCGGCCGGUGCAGAGGAAGAGGACGAUGACGACGUGCUCAGCCGAGGAGGCGGAGAAAACGGCGAUGAUGCGCAGCAGCGAAAGGAAAAGGCCACCGCAAAGCCGCUCGAGGCUUUGUUGAUCGAGAAGAACAAGCAGCUGCAGGACGAGCUGGCGACGAUGCGUGUAUCGCAGGGCGAGCUCAGCAAUGCGUCGGCCUCGACCACGAAGGAGCUCGAAGGCCUGAGAAGCGAGGUAAAGAGGCUUAAGAGUCUCAAUGAACGCCUCGAGGAUGACCUUGUCAACAUGAAACCUGGCGAUGGGAAGUCUAAGAAGACGUCGUCGAUGAGCGCUGAGGAGGCCCUGGCAGAGAUGGAUCGCAUUGGUGGUGAGGCUUCUUCUUCCUCAUCUUCAAGCAAGCAGAGGGAAGUCAAGAACGACCCGAUUCCUUUCGAGACAAAGCCUACACCAGCAGCUUCCUCUAGCACGAAUGCAGGCUCCUCAGACUCGAGCAUUUUACCCAUCAUUACCGGUCAGCGUGACCGAUUCCGCGCGAGAAACGCUGAGCUGGAGGAAGAGCUUCGACGUCAAUUUGAGACAAUUACGGAGCUUCGCAAUGAGGUCAAGACACUCCAGGCGGACAACUUGAGUCUCUAUGAGAAAGUCAGAUAUCUGCAAGCGUACAGCUCGACGUCAAACGACGCAGGGGCCUCAUCUUCUUCGGUACGAAAUCAUUAUCCCGACGCGAGGAUCGUCAAUGUGUCUGCACGAAACGACGUUGGAGCCUACCCGCCCGCAGCACCUGCACCGAGGACGGGGCUAGGCAGGGGUGAGGAAAAGUACCGAGACAAGUACGAAGCCGCCAUGAACCCCUUUGAACGUUUCAGGGGCAAUGAGCAAAAUCGUGCGCUCAACUCGCUCAAUCCACUCGAGCGGGUCCUGCACAUGCUGACAAGAGUCGUGCUUGGCCACCGAAGGAUGAGACUCCUCUUCAUCGCCUACGCCGUCUGCUUGCACAUUCUCGUCUUUGCCAUGCUCUUUGAGCUGGAAUUCAACUUUGGUGGAUCAACCACUACAAUCAGCGCAGACACUGCCUUGGAUCCUGCGGCACACUGAUCCCACUUGUCAAUACAUGUUUAAUUGUGGCAGAUGACAGAGAUAUAGAGAGAGAGCCAUGCCUCCUUUAUCGUGUCUUUUGAGCCUAGUGUGAUGGAUAGAUGACAUAGUAUCUGGUUUCAUGGUCCCUUUGCGCUGGUCUAAUCCAGACCCCCAGUCCCCGUCCUUGCUUCUGGGCCCACACCCGCGUCGGGCGCGGCACUGAUGACGACGC